CCCCGGUCGCCCGGGCAGCGGCGGCGGCGGCGGAGGCGCUUGCACCCCCAGCCCCGGCGGGCCCUGGCCGAGCAGCGGGCACAGGUCCCAGGAAGGUGGCGUCAGCAUCUGCAGCCGCGUCGACGUUGUCGGAGCCUCCGCGGAGGACCCAGGAGAGCUGGACUAGGACCAGGGCCCUGGGCCUCCCCAUGGAGAAGUCCGCUGCCUCAACAGAGCCCCAAGGGCCUCGGCCAGUCCUGGGCCGCGAUAGCGUCCAGGUGCCCGACGACCAGGACUUCCGCAGUUUCCGGUCGGAGUGUGAGGCCGAGGAGGGCUGGAAUCUGACCUACAGCAAGGCCGGCGUGUCUGUGUGGGUGCAGGCUGUGGAGAUGGAUCGGACCCUGCACAAGAUCAAGUGCCGGAUGGAAUGCCGAGACGUGCCAGCCGAGACGCUCUAUGACGUGCUCCACGACAUUGAGUAUCGAAAGAAGUGGGACAGCAACGUCAUUGAGACCUUCGACAUCGCCCGCCUGACAGUCAAUGCUGACGUGGGCUAUUACUCUUGGAGGUGUCCAAAGCCCCUGAAGAACCGUGAUGUCAUCACCCUCCGCUCCUGGCUCCCCAUGGGCACUGACUACAUCAUUAUGAACUACUCAGUCAAACACCCCAAAUACCCGCCUCGGAAAGACUUGGUCCGAGCUGUGUCCAUCCAGACGGGCUACCUCAUCCAGAGCACGGGGCCCAAGAGCUGCGUCAUCACCUACCUGGCCCAGGUGGACCCCAAAGGCUCCUUACCCAAGUGGGUAGUGAAUAAAUCUUCUCAGUUCCUGGCUCCCAAGGCCAUGAAGAAGAUGUACAAGGCAUGCGUCAAGUACCCGGAGUGGAAGCAGAAGCAUCAGCCGCACUUCAAGCCGUGGCUACACCCAGAGCAGAGCCCGUUGCCGAGCCUGGCGCUGUCGGAGCUCUCCGUGCAGCACGCGGACUCGCUGGAGAACAUCGAUGAGAGCGCUGUGACAGAGAGCCGGGAGGAGCGCUUGGGGGGCGCAGGCGGCGAGGGCAGCGAUGACGACACCUCGCUUACCUGAGCGUGGCACCACCGCAGGGACCAAGACAAGAUGGAGUGGGGCCAGGGUGGCGGAUCCUCCCGCGCUUUCUCCCCUCCCCCACCCCUGCGCCUCCUAGGGACGCUGGGCUCCUGCCCAGGCUGGCGUUGCGGCCUGGCUGGACACAGCCCCAAUAAAUGAUCCCACAGCCUCAA
Messenger RNA from Neogale vison (American mink), 1237 nucleotides. RefSeq names its product StAR related lipid transfer domain containing 10 (gene STARD10). The record is from RefSeq and is a predicted model, not a curated record. NCBI's taxonomy places the organism in Eukaryota, Metazoa, Chordata, Mammalia, Carnivora, Mustelidae. The coding region runs from base 189 to 1064 and encodes 291 amino acids. The transcript is spliced from 7 exons. Gene Ontology annotation, molecular function: lipid binding.